GGCUUCAAGCGGCGCUGCACGUGUGGGCCAGCGUUGCUGUGCGGCAGAGCGGAACCACUCCGGGAACCUCGUGGUUGCUCCGUUUGGGACGCCGGCGGGAGUCGUGCAGCAGUGGAGACGCGUGGAAAGCGAUGACGCCUGUGGGCUGCGGUGCUAGGAGGCCCGAGUGAGCCCAGUCGAGGCUGAGAGAAGAGAGAUCGGGACUCGUUGUCAGUAUUAAGUACACUAUGAUGGUGGCCUGGACGCGCUUCGUGGUGUUUCGGGAGGUGUGCUUGGCGGCCAUUUUGGUGGCGGCAGCAGCAGCAAUCUUGGUGGCCCCACUAGCCUCCGCGUCGGAUCUUCCUGCUGAGCCGGUUGGCAGCGGAGAGUACUCGGAGGCAGACAAUGGGGACUACGCCGAGGAAGAUUCUAAGGAUCCCAGCAUCUUUGGCUCGGACUACGACGAAGGAAGCGGAGAUUUCGACAACCUGCCACCAAUUCCACCACCCCUGAUACCUUAUGGAAUCAUGGCGAAAGCAGCUGAGGCUACAGAAACCUACGAAGCCACGACUCCAGAAACGCACUAUGUCGACAGGACGUCUGCAAAAACGGAAUUUGACGUGAUUUCAGAGCUGGACAUGUGCUACUGUACUGCCAACUCCACUAUUGCCCGGGGUCCUGCUGGCCAGGAUGGCAAAGAUGGUCCUCCCGGCUUGCAAGGUCCUCCUGGUCCGAUGGGUUUGCAGGGUCCACCCGGACCGCAAGGGCCACAAGGACCACAGGGCGUUCCCGGACAACAGGGUCCACCAGGACAGCCCGGAAUAGAUGGUUUGCCAGGAAUACCCGGACCCAGGGGUUUGCCAGGUCCCCCUGGACAGCCCGGUCCUUCGGCUCCGAGAAUAUUUGAGCUGGACAACGGCUACACGUCAGGACUGUUCAGCGGUGCAGGCCCGUUCAAUGGCAGACCCGGCCCGGGAGGACCGCAGGGCUUGCCGGGACCUAGGGGUCACCAGGGUCCAAAGGGUGAUCAAGGGCCUCCUGGACCAAGAGGACGAGACGGGCAUCAGGGCUCAACUGGUCCACGCGGGGAACAGGGCCUGGCGGGCUUACCUGGUCUGCCCGGACCGAGAGGACCCAUGGGACCAGAAGGACCGCAGGGACCGAAGGGUGAGCCUGGAGUGGGCCUGCCAGGACCUCCGGGUCCACCAGGUAGUGUGUAUGCCGUGCCACGGGACAGUGACCUCGAGUUUGGCAGCAGCAGCCUCUCGUACCUUCCUGGACCAAAGGGCGAUAAAGGAGACAGGGGAUUUACUGGACCGCAGGGACCGCAGGGAAGAAUGGGCCCCAAGGGUGAGCCUGGGCUGGACGGCAUCCCCGGUGCGCCUGGAUCUAAAGGAGAUCGCGGUGAACCGGGCCUCAUCAAUUACCAGGAAUUUGAAGGGAAAACUGUCAUUUUAGAGAAGGGCGAGAAAGGCGAACGCGGCCGCCGAGGACGCAGGGGCCCGCCUGGACCUCCGGGAGCCCUCGUCGACGAGCACGGAAGAAUGGUUGCCGAGGGACCGCCUGGACCCAAAGGAGAGCCCGGAGAAUCUGUGAAAGGAAGCAAGGGCGAGCCGGGUCAGCCGGGACCACCGGGGCUGGGCACAUUCCUGGGAGCGGAUGGCCUUACAUACGCGACAAGGAACGAGCGUGGUGAACCUGGACCACGUGGGCCUCCAGGAGAGCGAGGACCCAUGGGAUUCCCGGGGCUCAAGGGCGAGAGAGGUGACAGCGGGCCGCCUGGACCUCCAGGUUAUGGAUCAGGCCGCGGAGAAAAGGGAGAACAGGGACCCCCGGGACCACCCGGACCCCCUGGGUUGAGCCAUUGGUCCGACACUUCUAACACGAUCAACACGAGAGGGGGACAGAUCGUUCCUGGACCUCCAGGACCUCCAGGCCCUCCGGGACCGCCUGGUCCUGCCUAUAUGCCGCCCAAGAACACCGUCCCUCCGCCCUCCAUCGUCCCAGGGGCGGUGACGUUCAAGAACAUGGAGUCGCUACUGCGCAUGUCCGACAUCAGCCCCCUGGGAACACAGGCGUUUGUGCUCGACGAGGAGGCACUACUCGUCCGUGUCAGCAGUGGCUGGCAAUACGUGGCUCUCGGAUCUCUGGUACAGCUACCCAAGAAGACGACAACGACUACGUCAACAGCAUCGCCACUGUUGCCACCAGAUAGUCUGCGACUCGACGGAUCUGCACCAAAGCUUCGCGUGGCAGCACUGAACCAACCGUGGACGGGCGACCUCCACGGGGUGCGGGGCGCCGACUACGAGUGCUACCGCCAGUCCCGGCAGGCGCACUUGCGGGGGACAUUCCGCGCCCUGCUGGCAUCGCGUGUUCAGAACCUGGACAGUAUCGUUCGAGCCAAGGACGCCGACCUGCCGCUGGUCAAUCUCAAGGGUGAAGUGGUGUUCAACUCUUGGCGAGAACUCUUUUCCGGUGGUGGUGGCAUGUUCCCUUACCCACCGAGGAUCUACUCAUUCGAUGGCCGCAACGUCCUGACCGACAGUACUUGGCACCGCAAGAUGGUAUGGCAUGGCGCUGACGUGCUGGGAUCCCGUGACAUGGAGAACUAUUGCGACGCAUGGCACUCGGGCGCGCCCGCCCGAUAUGGUCUCGCCUCCUCUCUUUUGGGAUCGCAGGCGCGACUGCUUGGUCAGGAACGCCACUCGUGCGCCAGCAGCUUCGUGGUGCUGUGCGUUGAAGUCACCAGCCAGCAGCACGACCAAAUGGAACAGCAGCACGGAAGGCGACGCAAGCGCCACUCGGGCGGUGGCGGCGAAGAAGGCAACCGCUCACUGUCUCUCACAUCCCACGAACCGGUCGUGGCGGCAAGCGACAGUUCGGAAAAGAAGCAAUCAGCACUGCGGUCUACUUGGGAGGAAUGGUGGAAGUCUCUGUGGCACUGAGGACGGAACAGCGAGGAUCGAAAGAUUACGAUGAAUGAUAAGGUCACGUCUUCAUCCAAUGCACAGCAGCAUGAACGGUCGUCUUUAUUUCCUGUUUUUUUUGUCUUCUUUCUUUCUUUCUUUCUGUCUCCACUAGAUAGAUAUGUCUCCAGAGGAGUCACAAUGAUUUAAUUCUGCCGCGAAAUAUCGAUGACAAGUUGGACAGACGAUUACAAAGUGGGUGUUGGAUAAAUUGUGCAGUUGGAUCAGAAAACACUGCGUACACAGCUUUCAAGCAGCGAAUUACGCCGUUAGUUUUCUCCCGAAGAGAGCUCAACCUUGCGAUGUGAGCAAUCUCUUACGGUAUAGGACUAAAGCUUCAUAUUGGGAUAUAACUAAAUGUCUAGAAGCCGGCGAGCACGUAACGGGAUACUGGGGCGAGUAAGUGUGUCAACAAAACGGAUCAUUGUAACGCAGCAUGAUUUAGUCUAAGGGUUUCAUGGCCAGAUUGUCGAAGAGUGUGUGCGCCAAUGAUUUCAUUUAAGUGCUAAAGAUUGGACUUUCCCGGACCCACAAACCGGGAGCCGGAUUCACAAAAACAUUCUUACGCUAAAACUGUUCGUAGAAGCCGGUGUCAGCCAAUCGUGGUGUUGGACAUAUCAUUAGCGAAGGUGGCUGUCGAAUGGCAAGCAGCACUUACGAACGAAAAGCUUUGUGAAUUCGGCCCCUGGUGCCAAAAGCCUAAAACUGGACUACAGAAAAUGCGGAAGCAUUCAGCGUGACCGGUGUACCUUUGCUGCGUAAUUUUUUCGCCAAACAGGCCGACUCUAAAUAUCGACGAGCAGGUGACAGUUUUGUUGGCUGCUGGUUGAUCGCCUUCGUGGGUUUACGCAUCGCUUGUGAACUGUUGGGUUUGGCGUUGGCUACAGGUUCCAUCCCACUGCUGUCAAGCGCCAGUCGUUGCGACUUGUGUCCGAGCGGUCAUUACGAGUUUACUUGGCUAAUUAUGUGUCAGAUGCCGGGCAAUCAAGAGGUCCGGGGCAACGUCCAAGAGAUGCAAAGAAGGGUUUAUUUACAACAUUUACAGUUUGAGAGUUUCUAUGAACGAGCACACCUUCACAACACUGAAGGUCCGCUUUUUAAGCACUUCAUUUUCCCCCUGUCUCUCGUCGGGGAAAUUCACUGUUGUUGCUCUCGGCCAUUAACAAUCGUCAACCUAUUGGCAAAAUCCCUCCCCCAGUGACGCACCACACCGCCAUUCUCCGCCUCUGGUGUCCAAGCUUCAGCCCGCUCUCCAAGCAAUGCAAGUGCAAUAUAUGGGAAGCUUGUGUCCCCGCUCUUCCGUCGAAGUCGUCAGCGUAGGCUUUUUGGUGCAAUUGGCCGGUGGUACAAUGCCGAAGACCUCUUCACAGUUUGGGGUCCUUCACAAAACCAGGCUUGUUCAUCAGCUCAGACAAAUACCCGACACAGAAUGACUUGUCAAUCGUCUUGAAGGGACGCCGGGUUCGUCGCCAGCUCCUUUGCAUUGAAAAGACGAUGCAGCGUGAAUAGCGAUUCAUAGCUGCACGCUCGCUGGUAUGCAUACUUCGUCCACUAGGUUCGACAGGUUCAACAGCAUUGCGUAACUCCAGGUAUGCCGGUGAAGCAUUCUUUGUCGAGAAGGUCGCCGGGCACAACAGUGCUAAACGCCAAUCGUAACAGAGCUGAGAAGCAAUCAGUAUGUAGGUGUGACACUGUAUUCUCCAGUUCAUUUCUGUGGCUAUGUUGAAUGAUACAUACUCGAAGCAUUCGCUCCAGUGGCCAUACGUGCUUCCUUACAUUUAUUUCACUCAGGUCUGGCAAUGCCAGGCCCACAAAGAGCACAAGGAAAGUAGUUUAAAAAACUGCGAAUGCUUUCUCUCUGCUGGCCAUUUUUCAUACUUUCUUAUAUAACGGAAAACACAAAAAUUCGUUUUAUGAGCGCUGUAUCCAGAGGAUGCAUCAUGCAGAUGUUACUACAGCUGCGUGUAUUGAAGCUAUGUCCAAUGAAAUGAGCGAUGCUCAAAGUGCCAGUGCACAUCGUAGCGAAACUCUUAUGAGUAUGAUCCACGUCUAGUCUCAUGUGUGCUGUUUUCGGCUACGUGUGACACGCUGCGAAUGUUUGGCAAUUGUCGGAAGUUACUAGGUAAAACAAAACUUCGAGGAAUUUUCCGGUCACUUCACAUGAUUUGUUGUGACAUACACCGGGGCGUGAAGUUACCGCUCGACAUGAGUCGGCUCGUCUUGAAUCCGUUCGAAUGAUACGAGCUGCCCACGAAAGUUGCAGAAACGCAGAAACAACGAGAAAGAAAACAAAAUUUAAUGUGGCCUCUUGCGCUCAGCACGAAAAUGGGACGUGUACUGCGCAUCCUUUGUUUACACAGUCCUGCCACUAAAAUUUUCUCUCAGCGUCAUUAUGAUGCGCAGACAAUUUCUGCGCGUAGCUGCAGGUUUGUUUACUAUUGUGCUGUGCCACAUAAAGCGGCUUUACUGACGCCCAUUUAGCUGCACGUGAGCACGUUCCAGGGUAGUGGUCAUCGCAUUCUUUGGCCGAAUUCACGUCUUGAUUUUUCUCUUGGACAAAAUGCCAACAUCAUUGCGCCAUACGUUCUGCGAAACUUUGUUUGCGUACCUAAUUUAGCGAAAUGCAGGUUUAUUUCCUACUAUGAGCUGUUUUGUCUCUGAUCUUACUGAGUUCACGAUAGCGUCACAUUUAAGUAGGUUUAAGUGUUCACCAAAUUUAAAAUAUAGGUUAAUAAGAAAAGACUUCUCACCGUACCAGUUGUACUCGCAGGAAGCCCCUAUAUCUGAAGUUAAAGCAUGUCAGUGAGUUGUUUUGUUUUUUGCUUGCUUUAACACACUGUACAUUGCCGCUGUGUGAAGCCGUUGAGCAUUGUCGGAAUCUGCAGAGCAAGUUUGCACGGUUGUCGCACCAAUUGAAAUUAACAUUACCUGCAGUCCAAGCGAUUGGAGCUUACUGUAGAUUGCAGUAUUACAUUUUCAUAUUACCUACUUGUCUGCACAAGACAAAUGACAAGGCUUGCACACGUCCAUUCACUCUCACAGAUAGCAUGAUGUAGCAGGCAUCCAAUAGGUCACAGGUCGAAAUGUGUACGUUGUCAAUGUUUUCCUGUUUCUUAUUCGAUGCAGCUCGUGUAUUUCAUUCAUCUUGCACCGCUUAGUGCGUAGAUGGAAGCCGGAGUUUAUGGUUCACUUGAGAUUUCACGAUUCCCUGAAAAUGCACCACACUGGUGUGCAGUUUGUGUGUAUGAGGCUUGCGUGAUUGAUGGGUCAUAUAAAACUCAGUUCUUUUUUCAUAUCCUUAAUGUAAUUAUAGCACCUUCAUCAGUGGAGACGCAAGCACUGUUCGUGUUAGGAAAAAGUUAUAUCUAUACAUAUACCCUCGUUUCGCGUUGCCUUCUUUUCUUCCCUGUGUUGCACCACAUGUCACGAGACAUCGUAUUUCUAGUGCACAAAACCGCGUGUCCUUUCUUGGAACUCACUGAAACCUUUUUGGAUUAUGCCCAAGACCUGAGGUGAUGAUCACUGUUUGCUGUAAAGAUCUAAACAGCUCAAAAGCUUUCUCGUUCUGCUUUAUCUGAAAAUAGCCAUCCGUCAAAUAUCUUUAGCAGCUGGGACAGAUUAUGUGCUCUGUGUUUGUGUGUGUGGUUGCUAUGAGAUGUCAGUAUUUUGUGUCAGAAUGCCGGAGGAGGAGACUAGUACGUGCCACUUCGACGUAUUCUGGUUAAGGUGCUCUUCGUGAUAUGAUAACAAUCAUCUCGCAGGACUGAAAAUCCGUGUGAUCUAGUCUUUCAUACCUGUGCAAAUUUCUGACCACUCUUUUGUAGUUUGCCAUCAGCUGUCUGCCAGUGUGUUAAUAUCAGAUGGAGUAGAAAAACGUGAACACGGUUGGCCAAAAGAAGUAUUAUCAGCGGUUGGGGGCGAAGGGAAGCGCCGCUACAGACCCGCUACGGCGAAAUUUUCUUUACUGGUGUUGCAAAGUGUCAAUUUUCUUUUUCUAUCGCAAAAAAAUUUUACUCAACCAGAAGACGCUCAUUGUUUUCCUUUCUGUAAUAAACUUUAUUACUCGAAAUUAUUACGUAUAGUUUUCACAACUACAUUUGCAACGAGUCUUUGUUGUCGCGAUGUCGAUAAGAAGUUAUAUUGCCAAGAAAAGAAAAGGAAACUUUCCUCUAAAUUCGGAUAUUAACUUUCCAAUCACGCAUUGUUAUGCUAAAUUACAUGAACAGGGAAAAACAAAGUCCUCCUUGCUUUUUAGCCGAGGCUUGCAUGUACGAUCGUAUUGCUGCUGAAAUUUCAGACGUCAGUCAGUCAACUGCAUCAAUUCGCCCAAAUUUUCCGACUUUAGUUAGAUACUAACAUGAGAUAUAUAAGCAUAAAGCUUUCGGAGCCAAAUAUUAUUCUUUCGGGAUUUUAAAAGGUCACAUACGAAACAAAAGCAGUUAGUGGUAUAAGUGGCAGCAAAGCGAACAUGACAAUGCUGGUAUCACCAAUAAUACAUAUCGCAACAAAAAAAUUAAGCUGGGUGACAUGGAGAUGUAGCUACAAAUGAAAUGGAGGUUUUCAUUGUUUAUCUAAUAGAAUGUGUGACUAUAGCGACUAAGUAUUUUGUGUUCGUAUUGUUACAUAGGCAAAACCAGUGUGUCCAUAGAAAAAAAGAGCGAUGCCGCCUUUAUCUCUUUCGUCAUCUUGCUGUCGUGCUUGCAAUGAACGAAAGCAAGAAAUAAGAAGUUCAAUCCGCAGACCUAUUUUAUCAUUGGCUAAUGGCUGCUUUAGAUACCUCUCAUAGCAUUUGUCGAAGCUAUGAGGGAAUUUUAUUCAGCGAACAAGACUCGUACUCACAAUACUUGUCGUUCGUAAGUGCCGUCCACCAUUCGCCAUCGCUGUAUAGAUAGUCUUGUCAUCACGCGGACCCCUAUUAUGAGUGAAAGGCGCACUAACGCCGGCCAAUGAGGUGACGAUCUUACGUAAGAGAAUUUUCGUGAAUCGAGAUCAGCUUUGUUUCGUGUUUCUCUGGUGAACUUCUUAAUAAAAUGCAGAAAGCUCAUUACUGAAGUAGCAAUGUCGGUAAGAAGUAAGUUUUGUAGCUAUUGCCACAAUUGUUGAACUAGUAAGGAAUUUGAAAGUGAGAAAAGUAGUAAAUAUUAUCUUGAAUGCGUUUGCUAUAAAACAUGCGCACAUUGCUAAUGCGUACUGCCUAUAUGAAGCUUUCUUUACACUACUUUCGAGUAACUAUCCACUACGAAACAGAGAAAUCUCGCGUUAUGAAAACUAUGGCCGAAUAAGUUUUACGCAAGGAUUCAUGGAGCCGUCACCUAAGGAAUGAAUUUUUUACUCCAAAAUAUUUCCUAGUGAUUCAAUGAAAGGAGUAGAAAAUAAUCUUUGAUAAUAAAGUUUCAAUCUGUGGUCGUCGUCAGUGGAGUAACAACUAUUCAUUUCCGCUAAGAGGUUAGACUUGAAGAGGCGAAAACAUAUAUUUCGGAACACAUGCCAUAAUUCUGCAGGGUAACUGCAUUCAAGUCUUUAGUACAGCAGCAGUUGUUGACAUGAAAACCAGUACAUAUCAAUGGCAGAACUUGACAAGUGUGGGGAUCACGUAUCGCAAAACGUAAUUUUUUUGCAUUCACAAAGCUGUUUUAUAUACUCAGACAGGUAUGGUGAAAUGACACGCUCUGCUGCACUUCUAAAUUUUAUAGACGUACAGGGCCUGUAUUUACACCAUUGGACUGAAAACUUACCGAAGUACAUAAAGCAAUGUGACCACUGUACAUAAAUAAAAAUUGGCGGCUCUGAUGUUCCACAACAGUGCGCUUUUUCUUUAGUUUAAGGUGUGGGCAGGCCUUGUUUUUACUAUAGACGAGAUGGCAAACAAGAAAGGAAAUGUGCUGCAAUUAUUUUUCGUUAUUUGUACUCGUCUUGUGUUCAAGUACAGACGGAGUGGUAGUUCCUGCUGGAGGUCCGGAAAAGGCGUAGCCAUUCGAAAUGUAAAAAAAAAUUGUUUCUACGAAGAAACUGUGAUAGAGCGUUUCAGAGAGCCAUUAGAGAGAAAUUGCAGCUUAGUUCAUUCUUGUGAGAGAGUCCUGCUAAAUGAGAAAUAAGUGGGCUCUUGCGGCAGGUAGUUGAAGCGCAGUUCUUAAUUGCAGUAAAUACUUCCAAGGAAACCGCACAUCAGAUGUUCUAGUAAGCGUGCCAAGAAAUAGGAGAAGAGCAACGUCCAGGAAGGGAUUGUUUCUCUUCUCUCGAAAUGGCAUGCACUAAUCAAACUGCACCCAUAAUGCAGAAAAACGCAUGUUUCCGCUAAGUCCCAAGGUUAUGGAACGUCUAUGAGACAGGUUAUCGCCCGCCCACGUUGUUCUCUAUUGUUGCACUAACAGCUGCUUGACCCGCAUAGCAGAAACAUUCUGCAUGAUUUGACUCUGGCUUAAACAUUCAUUUCUGCUCAAAUAACGCAAACACAAGCUUUUUUUUAGUUACGUUUUUUCAUGGCGUUUAUUUACGUCAAGUUUAAAAGUGAUGUGAGCAUUGCAUGUUUCUAAACCGCUUUACAGUUGGUGUGCCAAAAAAGUCAACACAUGUUCUGCGAAUUACAAAAUCCAGCAGUGACCUUGUUUCAAUUGUGGUCCUCUAUAUGUGUUCACUGACAACGCGUAUUUAGAAUUAUUUGGAAUGAUUCAGUCUUGUGCAGGCAUGCUCAAAACUCUUCGUCUAACUCCGCAUCUUCACAAAGCUUUAGCGAACAGAAGGCUACAGAUCGGAUAAGAGAACGAAUCAUUAAUUACUACAUUAGUGACGUUGCAGUCCGUAUGAGCCUAUUCUGUUGGCAAUGAAGGGUGCGAAAGUGUUUCUAAUAGAGCGCAUCACUUUUUCCACAGCAAAUGUGCUGCUAAGAUCGAAUUAGGUAGGUUUCUGCAUAUGUCAAAAAAACUAUCUGGACCAAACAUUUUUUAACGACCUAGCGGUUAAUUUAACUUGUAAAUGAGAACGGCGGCACUGGCAGUAAUAAGGCUACUACGGCGCGCGUCUACCACAAGUUUUUUGGCGUAUUACAAAGUAAAAAACUUUGAUCUCUUUACAACUUACCUCUUCAUAUCGUGUAAUAGUUGUUUCACACGAUUACUUCUGAAGAGUAAGGAAGAGGCUACGCUGAGAAGCCGUUUUCGCGGCCGCAGAAUGUCGUUUGUGAGAUUAAGAAACCGUUCAGUUGACUGCUCUAUGCAGACAGCUGAUUAAAAUAUACCUCCAAAGCGAAGGCAAAGGUAGCGAGAUAAAACAAAAUUCAGCUUAUUUUGGCCAAUAAGAUAUGACUGCCCUAAUAAAUCUUCAGAAAUGUUAACACCUGCUGUUAUCGUUUACCCAAUAUACGUUACCAUAUCUGAGCAAAAUUAUUUGAACAUUAACCUAUGCUUUAUGCAUUCAGCGAAAAAAAAUCUAAUUCAAUGAUUGAGUAGUAGAAGGGACAAUAUACGUAGAUUGGCAUGCCUCUUAUGAUUACCAAUAUUGUGUUAUAUCGAGUUUGUUUGCUGUAAUUCGCUUGAAAGCAGCGUACAAGCCUGCUGUGACCAAAUAAUUCCAAUCUGUUUUAUGAGAGUCUAUAUCGAAACCACAGGAAGGCUCAAGCAAUGAAGCCAGCCAAAUUGUUUCAACUGUCAUAAAAUUGCGCAUUUUUAUGCGAAGAGAUAUCAAUACAACUUAACAUAUAUUGUUUCUUGCCACCAUGCAGCUGACAUAGCUUAGUUAUUUAGCACCUCGCAGACAUGCAACAUAUACUUAUUUUUAGGAAAGCGGUUGCGUCGUUUGCAACACUGUUUCUUUAAAUUCUACGAUUGAGGUGAUAUAGAGACCAUUGUACACAAAGAAAAGCAUAUUACGAGGAAGUGACACAACCCAGACAGCAGCAUAUGAACGUUACCUCUAGUCGAUAGCCUGUGGUCAUGAAUGAAUGCGGCAUGCCCUCAAAAUCAAUGCUUAAGAAGCACCAAAGUCACGGCAUCGCUUCUGGUAACAAGCAUUGAUGAAAAAAGUAAUGAAAUUGACUUGAAAUUUGGCAGUAAUAAUUCAGGAAGGAGAGAUAUUUGUGUAUUGCCAGUGUUUUAGUUUUGAUAUUUGUAUAUCUCCAAAAGCAAAACCAUCACCUAGUUCUUUGUUGUUGUUUUUCUACAAUCGCAGCAUGUUCUAGCUGCGCUGACAGUGACUCCAAAACAGCAUCUAAAAACACGGCUUCCUGAGUUUUACAUACGCCAAAAUGCAGGAGACAGCAACGAAGUAUUAAAUGGCAAGAAAAGGCCACUGCGCGUACGAAACCACCAAAGGGGCUGGCAAAAGUCGUUUACGUGCCUUAAGUUCUAUUGGCCCUUGCACAUAAACGACAUUGUUAUAGCCCAGAUUGAAACGAGAUUGUUCUCUAAUACAGAGAGUUAGUGCAGCUGAAAACAUUAGUAUCCUGCGCGAAUAGCCCACUGUGGAAGCCAGUAGACACUCUAAUCGUUAUACAACCUUUUCUGCUUUUUGCGAAGUGUUUUACAUGACUGAACUAAGACAGCAUUUUGUACAUGAGUGUGUUUCUUGAGGAAAGCUAUACAGCAGAAGGUGGGAUGGGGCGCGUAAGUCUCUCCACUUUUGCGCGUGUGUUCCUAAACAUUAACCAUUACACUGACUGAACAGUAAUCUACGUGAGCGUUGUCAAAACCUGUGUGUGUGUUUUGUGCGUCUUGAGCUGGAGGAGUUAAUCGUAGACAGCAGCCUGUUUGUUAGCCAUAGUCAACAUUUCUCGGCUACGCACUUUUGCUUUGCUUUAUUCUAUCGAAUACGUGCCAAAUAAUAUCAACGCUGUUUUUUCAGUAGCAGGUGAUUGCUUUAUGGUGUGCACAACCGUCUGCGACAAUCAGGGAGACACUUAGGACGGAACACUAUUGAGCCGAUAAAUCCUUAUCAGUAUUUCGUUCCUAUCGCUGAUUUUUACUAACUAGCAUGCAAUCCCUGCUUACCAAACAAACCAACUGCACGUAACUUUUAACGUAUGGUUGAAAUUAUGAAAUGGCACCUACGUAAUAAUCAAUAAAGAGGUGAGCGUUUGAAUGAAAAGUUUAAUUCCACUCGCCCGAUACUCGUUACACAUUCGGCCCACGCUCACUUCAACUCCUUAUUAACAGCUGCCUGGAGCUAAGAAAAAUACAGACCCGUAACUUGAGCGAGAGAGAGAUAACAUUCAGCUAAAAUAGACUAAUAUAGGUAAAACAAUUUUUCUUUUUGGCUACGCGUGUUAAUUUUCUCUUGCAGAAUAGAAAUCGUCAAGAAAGCGCAAAUCACUACUCCCGCCAUCCUUCUACAGUCCUCGCUUUCAGAAAAUUAACUCUACAUGGCAUAGUCCUCCCAAUUUAGCUGCAGUUUUUUUUCUUCUUUUUUGAUAGCAGGCGCAGUAACCUUUUGAAAUACUUGUUUUUGCUUCAACACAUAUAAACGACAUGUCGUCUAUGAAAUCCCUCUUGGUAUUUAUAAGUGACAUUAUCACACAUUAGACAAGCAUGCUUAUUGGCGAUCUGAUUAAUUUUGAUUGAAGCAUUCAUAAAAACUGGCAAUGAGUGAGAUGAAAUGUGCUAAAAAGCAGUUGCAUUAGUCUGGCGCACGCUUGGCCGAGAAAGUUCGCUUGGUGUGUGGAUGUGUAUGUCUGUGUCCGUGCUCUGUUUGGUUUCGACGUUUUCGUUUUUUGAGUGUGAUAGUAGGUCACCGUAGAAGUGAGUAAACGCCAACACGUAAAGCAAUAUUGAUCCUUUAGUCAUUUAGGAAUUCAAUGUCUGUAACUCGUGCUUUACUGUGUAAUAAACAUCUCUUUUAUGCGAAAGGUC
Dermacentor silvarum is the source of this 12787-nucleotide messenger RNA. Its product is annotated as collagen alpha-1(XVIII) chain. The record is from RefSeq and is a predicted model, not a curated record. Bases 228 to 2927 code for a protein of 899 amino acids. Lineage: Eukaryota; Metazoa; Arthropoda; Arachnida; Ixodida; Ixodidae. The transcript has 29 exons.